UUGUGGGAAGGGCGGCCGGUGCUGCCACAGCUGCCAUCUUAGGGACUCCGGGCCAGGCCUGCUAGGCCUUCGCGGCGGAGGCGGCCGUGUGCGUGGCGGGUGCGCUUGGGGCGAGGCGGAGGGUCCGCGGGCUGGGGCCGCGCUUCCCAGCGGCGAGGGGCGGCCUGCGGCGGGCAGCGGGCGACAGGCGGCGGAGCCGCACGGCGCGAGGAUGGGCCGGUCGCGGAGCCGGAGCUCGUCCCGCUCUAAGCACACCAAGAGCUCCAAGCACAACAAGAAGCGCAGCCGCUCGCGCUCGCGCUCGCGGGACAAGGAGCGGGUGCGGAAGCGCUCCAAGUCCCGGGAGAGCAAACGGAACCGGCGGCGGGAGUCGCGCUCCCGCUCGCGCUCCACCAACGCGGCGGCAUCCCGGCGCGAGCGGGAGCGCGCCUCGUCCCCGCCCGACCGCAUCGACAUCUUCGGGCGCACGGUGAGCAAGCGCAGCAGCCUGGACGAGAAGCAGAAACGGGAGGAGGAGGAGAAGAAGGCGGAGUUCGAGCGACAGCGAAAAAUUCGGCAGCAGGAAAUAGAAGAAAAACUCAUUGAGGAAGAAACAGCACGAAGAGUAGAAGAAUUGGUAGCAAAAAGGGUAGAAGAAGAAUUGGAGAAAAGGAAGGAUGAAAUUGAGCGAGAAGUUCUCCGAAGGGUUGAAGAAGCCAAACGCAUCAUGGAAAAGCAGUUGCUCGAAGAACUCGAGCGACAGAGACAAGCUGAGCUUGCAGCACAAAAAGCUAGAGAGGAGGAAGAGAGAGCAAAGCGUGAGGAACUGGAGCGGAUAUUAGAAGAAAAUAACCGGAAAAUCGCAGAAGCACAGGCCAAACUGGCUGAAGAACAAUUGAGAAUUGUUGAAGAACAAAGAAAGAUUCAUGAGGAAAGGAUGAAACUAGAACAAGAACGACAGCGUCAACAAAAAGAAGAACAAAAAAUUAUCCUGGGCAAGGGGAAGUCCAGGCCAAAACUGUCCUUCUCACUAAAAACCCAGGAUUGAAUGGCAAACUCUGAACUUUUUGCAAAGAAAAAUGAAAAAACUUCGUAUUGUAGCUUCAUGUUGAAGUGGUUUUUUUGUUUUUAUUUUUUAUUUUUUUUGUUUUUGUUUUUUUGUUUUUUUUUUUUUUAAUUUGGAAAAUCUGGAAAGUUAGCUUGUUCUAAUAGGGGCUAUGCUCUGCAAAUCCCUUUAUUUUUCCCUCUUUUCCUCCAUUAAGUCAAGUCCUUAUCAGAUCAUUGCUAUCUUCUAGAAGUGGUGUAUUUUGCACCUGUUGGGAUUCUGUACUGGUUGGGUCUGCUGAAGAGCAGGUCAUUUGGUGACUAGCUGGUCUGGUAAGGUGUUCACUGACCACUGACUUCGGAGUUAUACUCUGUUUACUACGUCAUAAUGCUGGUUUUGCUGACUUUUUGUUUUUUUAUGCAUUUAUAAAAAAAGAAAAAGUUGGUAUUGCAAAGUUGCCAGGGUUUUACUGGACCUGUGGUGUGUUGUUAGAGCAGUGUCCUUGUGAUGCUGGGGCUCUUGACGUUCCUGACAACAGGUAAGGAAACAGUUGGUCACCUGCUACAGAAGCACCUGCAGUGCGGUACUGUCUGUCGGACUCUUGUUCCUUUCAUUGACACAAUCAAACCAGCAUUCCCCACUGUAAAUAAAUGAUUUUGCUGAAUAAAGUAAAGUCUUAAAUUCA
Messenger RNA from Rattus rattus (black rat), 1709 nucleotides. It is a transcript of the gene Arglu1, whose product is annotated as arginine and glutamate rich 1. Gene Ontology annotation, cellular component: mitochondrion; nucleoplasm. The transcript has 4 exons. The record is from RefSeq and is a predicted model, not a curated record. Lineage: Eukaryota; Metazoa; Chordata; Mammalia; Rodentia; Muridae. Gene Ontology annotation, molecular function: cadherin binding. The coding region runs from base 212 to 1027 and encodes 271 amino acids.